AUGUCAUUGCCCUUCUUUCGCUUCGCAACGCUGACCCCCGAGAACAAGGAAGCUCAGAAAUGCCUGGCAUCCCUCAUCGACAGCCAGCCUCCCGAGUCUCCUGUCCAUCUUGUCGCUGUCGCCCAGGCCGACGGCCCUACAAAGCCCACCGACCGCGCUGCCCGAUCUAAAUACCAGCUUGUGCUCUCGUUCAGCGCACGAGGCUCUGGUCCUGACCAUGGCUGGGUGGUCGGGAAGUUUGGCCGGGUCGAUCUGCCCAUCUGCUCGCCCAAGUCACGCCAUCUGAGAGGAUCGCAGAUUUGUAUGAUCUCGAUCCAUCCGCAGUCCGGGGCCUUCAUAUUGUGGAACAUGAGCAAAUCCCACUCGAUUACAUACCUGCAGGCCGAUGGGAACGCCGAUGUCGAGCUGCAGUACAAUGAAAGAUAUAUUCUUCAUAUGAACACCAACCGCCUCCGCAUUGGCCCGCUGGACUUUGUGCUCGAGUUCUCCGCCAGGGAUGAGACAGCAUAUUCGACCAAUCUCGAGAACUAUAUGCAGAAGCGAUAUCAGGGCUGGGACCACCACCGCCGUGUCCAGGAGUACAGCUAUCUCGAUAUAUUGCCCAAGUCAACACAUCUCGACAUGAGGCAUGUUAUUAUCCAUCAUACUAUCUCCAAAGGGGCUUUUGGUGCUGUUCAGGCUGGUAUCAACAAGCGGUCCGGAGAGGUUAUGGCCUGUAAGACGAUUCACUGUCAUCAUUACGAUAUCCCAAUCAUCAGGAACGAGCUCGAGAUUGCUAAACAAAUCCCUUCCCGAACCGUCGGCCUUGUCCCUCUCCUCUCAUCAUGGUGCGAACAUGGCGACCCAUUCCCCUGUUCCCAAGCCGCGGUCGAGUACGUGUAUCUCCUUAUGCCGUAUGCGCCCUUCACAUUUGCUACUGCGUCGUGGCAGGAGAUCGACCUGCCCACAAGGCUAGUGCUCUAUCGUCAGGUGCUCGAGGGCCUCAGGAACCUGCAUGUCAUGGGCAUCAUGCACCGCGAUAUCAGCCCCAGGAACCUGCUAGUCUUCUCUUGCUGGGCUCCUGCCUCUGCAACCGCCGCCAUCUGCGACUUCGGAAAGGCCAAGAAAGGCCUCCGGGGCACUCAGGCGGCCCUCGGGCCUCUGGGCUUUACAGCACCAGAAGUCGGGCGCCAGGGAGGGUAUACGAACGCCAUCGAUAUCUUCAGCCUGGGGCUUUCCAUAUUGGCUACCUUUAUAUCGUGGGUUGGCGCAGAGCCCAUAUCUAGGGAUAACCAUACAAGGAUUCUUGAGCGUCUUGCCGGACUUCAGAGCAGUAUCCCCGACAACCUCAAAACCCUCAUCCGUUCUAUGUUGGCAUGGGACCCCUCGAGCCGCCCAACAGCUGAAGAAGCUCUAGCCGAUCAAGUCUGGGAACAAAUCACGGUGGUGGAACCUGAUCCCGAGGACGAGGACCAGAGCGGUGGGGAGAUGUCUCCUUCCCCUCUGCGUGCUGCCGAGGCCCAACCCAAAUCGAGAUUGCAACGGUCGGGCGGCCCUUCUCUUUCCAGCUCACAUGGGAUGAACAAGAGGACGCACGAGUCUGCUCGGCCAGCCAUGCCUGGGAGCCAGUCAGGCGCAAAUAAGAAGAUGCAGAGGUCUUACCUGUCUGGCCUGUCUGGCCGGGAGGAUAGGGUGUAAAGGAGAGGGGAAUUUGUAGUUAAAGGUUCAGGCCCCUGACCAAUGCGAUAGCUAUGCCUGCACAAGCAUCAAUCAUAUGGCUUUGAGUUUC
Molecule: messenger RNA, 1768 nt
Organism: Cryphonectria parasitica EP155
Lineage: Eukaryota; Fungi; Ascomycota; Sordariomycetes; Diaporthales; Cryphonectriaceae
Product: kinase-like protein
Exons: 1
Coding region: 1-1677 (558 amino acids)
Biological process (GO): protein phosphorylation; mitotic DNA damage checkpoint signaling
Cellular component (GO): nucleus
Molecular function (GO): ATP binding; protein serine/threonine kinase activity
Source: RefSeq, a predicted model, not a curated record